UACAGGAAACUUGGGCCAGAAGCACCAGCACGAGAAAUCCGCAGUAGGAUGUCUGCACUCCUUGCAAAGCCCAGCCUGCGCCACAGUGUUUCAGAGUGGAACAGCAACAACCAGCAGCUGUCUGCCACAGCGGAGCAUGAGCGGUAUGUUUCCAAUGUGAUCCGGCAGGACGGGAGGUCACUACGCAACGAGACCAACUGUAAGACAACCUGGGAUGACAGCGACACCUCUCGCAGGUUGAGUGACAGGGCGUGGAAUGUAGCCCGGUGGAAGGAAACGUUGGAAACCUGCGCACAGAAAGUGGAUGAAGAGAUGGAGGCUCUGACCCUGUGUAAGGAGCAGACGGAGCAGGCGCUGGCUGCGACCGCCAUUCCCCUGGAGGUCAGCAGUGAGUGUUUGACGCUGAGGGACGGCCGGCGAGGGUUCGAGCUCGCCCAUGACCCUGUGGAUGUACAGCUGAAAAAGGAAGUGGAGCUGAUUGAAAGAGUGCAGCAAGUUCUGCAGCAGCACAUAGAAAAGGCCUUCGAGCACCUGUGUGUUUUGCAGGAGAAUCGGCACCAGCUGACUGCUGACAUCCAGAACAAGAUGGACGCCCUGGACAUUGAUAUGUCCUGCCUGUCACUUACUAUAAAGUCUCCCCAGAUUUCCUUGAAAAGCAACCCAACUCGCAUACCACCAGGUUCCUCGACCCCCCAGGAGUGGUUCCAGUUCAGCCAGUAUAAUGUGGCCUGUGCUCAGGAGGCCAUGCAGGUGUCCCAGCAAAUGAGGGAGGACAUAAGUCUCACCAGAGCCCAGCUGCAGAAUGAGUUGGCCACUCAGCGCCGUGCCACAGAGUUUGCUCUCCGUAAGCGUAACCACCAUGAAGAGCAGGCCCGCAAUGAACUGGAGUGGCAAAUCACAAAUAUUGAAGAUGAACUGGCAGAAAUGGAGAUCGACAUCCAUGGUCUGGAUGCAGAUCUGCAGGCAAAGACUGCCUCUCUGAAACUGGCUCACACCCGUCUGGAGAACAGGACCAACAGACCUGGCAUGGACCUCUGCAGAGACGAGGUGCAGCACGGCCUUGUCAAUGAAGUCCAUCAGCUGGAGGCCACAAUAAUGGCUCUGAAGCAGAAGCUCUCAGAAGCCCAGCACUCUCUGCAGAAGAUGAAGCUCCAUCACUCCCGCAUGCUGCAGGAUCUUUCCAGAAAACAGGAAGCCCUGUCACUGGAACAACGAAGCAUGACAACCCGCACCCGCCUCACAUCCCCCUCCUGCACUGAUAAAACCCCCAUGCUUCUGGUUCCACUCACCAACUCCAGCGGCAGGAGCAACCUGCAGCUGUUGGCUUAGUCCAAUGACAUUAUACAGUAUAUCCUAUUUAAAGCACAGGGACAUAAAAACAUUAAGCUUUUCAUGCAUUUGUUGAGCUGCCUUCAUGUUUUUAACCCUGCAGUUAAUAUUCUGUCCAUACUUGGGACAAUUUAAAUAAUCUUACAAUCCAAGCACUAAUUUAUUAUCCUUAAUUUCAUCAUUAGCUGCUAUAGAACGAUACACUUUCCCUAAUCCUAUUUAUUUAUUUCAACAAUAUCAGUUAACAUCUUACAAAAAAUAUAUUUCCUGAUUUUGUGUAACUUCCUGUGAGUUGUGUUAAAUGAUCAAUGAUGUACUUUUUCUGUGUAUUUGAGUUUCACAGUAAAACUGUGGAUGACGUCCUUGU
This is a messenger RNA of Eleginops maclovinus (Patagonian blennie), 1696 nucleotides long. It is a transcript of the gene tekt2, whose product is annotated as tektin 2 (testicular). Lineage: Eukaryota; Metazoa; Chordata; Actinopteri; Perciformes; Eleginopidae. The transcript has 10 exons. Gene Ontology annotation, cellular component: microtubule cytoskeleton; nucleus. The coding region runs from base 49 to 1329 and encodes 426 amino acids. The record is from RefSeq and is a predicted model, not a curated record. Gene Ontology annotation, biological process: cilium movement involved in cell motility; cilium assembly.